This is a messenger RNA of Diachasmimorpha longicaudata, 2703 nucleotides long. It is a transcript of the gene SelR, whose product is annotated as Selenoprotein R. NCBI's taxonomy places the organism in Eukaryota, Metazoa, Arthropoda, Insecta, Hymenoptera, Braconidae. Gene Ontology annotation, molecular function: peptide-methionine (R)-S-oxide reductase activity. Bases 148 to 597 code for a protein of 149 amino acids. Gene Ontology annotation, cellular component: cytoplasm. The transcript has 3 exons. Gene Ontology annotation, biological process: protein repair; response to oxidative stress. The record is from RefSeq and is a predicted model, not a curated record.
GGAUACAUUUGUGUUGUUGGCCGUCAGGGAAACUUCAUUCGCAUCGUGGACACUUCAGACACUUUUUGGGUAGCUCGCUCUACACUCAAAAUUCAUUCCUUUAUUUUAUUUUUAUUAUUUAUCAGUUUGUGCAAAAUAACAAGAGGAAUGACGUCGGAAAUUAAUAAAGAGGAGUUGAAAAAGCGGUUGACUCCACUGCAGUGGCACGUGACGCAGGAAAAAGGGACUGAGAGGCCAUUUACUGGGGUUUAUAACAAGUGCUAUGACAAGGGGACGUACACUUGUGUGGUGUGUGACCAGGAAUUGUUCUCUUCUGAUACCAAAUACGAUAGUGGAUGUGGUUGGCCCGCAUUCAAUGAAGUUUUGGAUCAGGGUCGGAUCAAAUUAACCAAAGAUGUCUCACAUGUUGGUGGAAAUCUACUAUUGCUGAUCGCAAACCCAGAUAUGGUGCGGACGGAGGUGACCUGUUCGAGCUGUGGAGCACAUUUGGGGCAUGUUUUCAAUGAUGGACCGAAGCCAACGAGGAAGAGAUUUUGUAUCAAUUCAGCAUCGAUAUUAUUUCACGAGGCUGGAGAACCGAAGAAGUCAAAUACAUGAGCUGUGAAUUUUUUUAUACUGACAAUUAUUAAAUACAAAAUAUAUUAUUGCACUCGCAUAAUUUCGCACACUCAUAAUAUUCAACUGGAACUAUUAAGCUGCAUACAAAUAUUUAAAAUUAGAAUGGAGCAAUUCAGGGGUCUGUCGAAUGUUUGCCAUAAUAUCAGUGAAUAUAAAUUUAUUCAUACGAUAUAAUAAUGUGAUUCUAGUGUAGCAAUGCAUAUUCAGGAAAGUGAACUUUUUUAUAUCAUGCUCAGUUGUGUUGGAACUGAAAGCACCACAUUUUAGUAUAAAGUGACAUCACUUUGUUCCAGUUAUGGAGUAAAUAAUGGAACAAAAUAUAUAAUUUUGUGUUGUUGCUAACUGGAUGGAGAGAAGAGAUCAGUGGUAAUCACCUGAACGUUUAGUAAUUGUGAAAUGACUCAGUAAAAUUUAUUUAUUCGCUCGUAAAAAAGCGAUCUAUUCUUUCCGCACGUCAUAUUUGUGUUUCCUGUUUUUAAUAUCAAUAAGAACGAUUGUAUCGAUCAAUGAAUGAUUUAUUUUACGCAGGAAGUCAACUCAUUUUUAACUGACUCAACUCAACUCAAUUUUAACUGACAAAAUGCCAUACGAUUAUCAAUCGAUUUGAAAGUUCUUACUGAAAUAUUUCUGUCCUUAUAGAUGUAAGUCUUCCACCAGGUGUUGAGUGCAGUGUUGCCUCGACAUUUUCGACUAAAUCUCCCUCUGUCUCUAUCACAGACUAAUCCUCGGCUUCAGCUAUAUUCCCAUUUUUACAGAAAUUUAUUAUUAAAUUUUCCACAGUCCUGACUGAGGAUUGCGAUACCUCUGAUCACCGUCACUAUGUCAGCCUUGAUGGCCAUAAAUUCCUAGCCAUUCUGAUUGUCUAAUCCACGAUUCAACUACCCUUAUUUGCGAUCAGGGUUAGACAAAUAAAAUAGAGUUGCUAUUUUAUCAGGUUUUCUAUAGUACAUUUGUCUCAGUUUUCCAAUUUCUUACUUCUCCCAGUCUUCCUUCUGUGGUUUGUUCUCCCAACAACUUCUCCCAGUCUUUCCGCGUUGUUUACCCUCAUUCAUGACGUCAUUCACCAAAAAAUAUAUGAUGUCAUUAUCCACGACUAGAAAAAACAUCGCCCUUUUGUGGAAAGAGCAAGGGCCAGGUCUAUAUUUACAGACAUGGACUGAUUACCGCACUGGCAGUCGUGUUAAGGGGAGUUCUCCUCAUUAUCCCUCUUUUAUCCCUUGUUUACUUUCACUGGAAAAUUACUUAUAAUUUAUUGUAUACGAUAGAAUACUGAUUUUUAAUCAACAAUCCAUAUUUAUCGAUACUUCAGUAUUCUACAUCGAUAUAUUUUCGAUCAUUUUGACAUGUUUUCAUCGAUGGUGAAUUAAUUUAUCACCACAAAGCUAAUUAGACAAUAUUCUACGGUUUUUCUAAUUUUUUCCUGGUGGCUUCUGUUGAUAGUUAUAAAUUUUUUUGUGAAAAUUCUUGAUAAUGGUGGGGGAAUGUCUUAUUGUCAAUCGCAAAUAUUUCAUGUGUGGAUUAUGCUGAUUUGAUCUAUUAUACGACAGAGGACAGAAUGGGAAUAUAUUUUUGUUGCAGAGGGAUAAAGUAACUGAUAUUUCUAUUUAAAUAUUAUACUUCUAAAAUCAUUUAUAAAAAUGUUCACUUUUCUUAAUAUGCAGGUACCAUCGAGAGAUGAGUUUUGGGACAGGCAAGAGUUAAUGGAUGAGUUAAUAGAUUGCACUUUCAGUAUUAAUUAAUUGAAUCAAAGUCAACUUGGAAGGUAUAAUUGGAUUCGUAGGCUAAUAAAUGAUUAGUUUCAGGUGCCAUCAUUGACUAUACAAAGUUGUCCAUUAACUUACCCUUGUCUCAAACAACAUUUCUUGAUGGUAUAGCUGGAAUUUUACCGCAUAAAAGUGGAGGAAUUGUUGAAUUUAAAAGUUGUGGAAUAUUUCUGUAAUGAAUUAGCUGAGGAUAUUGGUGAAACUUGAAUGAAGAUUUAUUUUAUUUUUACAUUUGCCAUGUAACACUAUGAUGUUAUGUAAAUAAUAGAAAUGGAAUAAAUGAUGAUCGAUGAUGAUGACCGUCGAUCCCGGAUUAUGACAA